Messenger RNA from Lagopus muta (rock ptarmigan), 510 nucleotides. It is a transcript of the gene FANCD2OS, whose product is annotated as FANCD2 opposite strand. Bases 1 to 510 code for a protein of 169 amino acids. The record is from RefSeq and is a predicted model, not a curated record. Lineage: Eukaryota; Metazoa; Chordata; Aves; Galliformes; Phasianidae. The transcript has a single exon.
AUGGCGGACGGUUACCGGCUGUGGGCUCCCUCGCCCUUGGACGAGUCGCUGGGCUGGCUGCGGGGAACGCGGCCGCAACCUCCGCCCGCCGCCUCGGCGCACCCCUUCCGCUGGGCCGGCCUGCAGGCGGCGGCGGGCGGGCAGCGGGGCGGCGGGGCCGCGUUGCCGCGGCCGCAAGCCGUGAGGUUGCAGAGCCUCGACGCCGUCUUCGAGCGGCUGGUGACGGCGCAGCCGCCGCGCCGGAUCGGCGUCCUGCGCGUUUCGGAGCGCUCGGCUUUCUGCAGGGUGGUCGACCCGCGGCGGUGGCGGGCCCGCGGGCUGCGGGAGGCGGAAGCGAGGGUGGUCGCCGCCAUGUGCCAGCAGAUGAUGCGCGCCAUCCUGCUGCUGUACGCCGCCUACAAGAAGUGCGCCUUCGUCCUGCAGCACGCCCACUGCACGCCGGCGGAACGCAGCUCGGCGGGGCUGCCUUCGAGCCGCGCCCGGAGCUCUCACACUUGGAAGCCCCGCUGA